Schizosaccharomyces cryophilus OY26 is the source of this 387-nucleotide messenger RNA. RefSeq lists its product as uncharacterized. The record is from RefSeq and is a predicted model, not a curated record. The transcript has a single exon. Lineage: Eukaryota; Fungi; Ascomycota; Schizosaccharomycetes; Schizosaccharomycetales; Schizosaccharomycetaceae. The annotation marks the transcript as partial.
ACUUUCCUUUACUCACUGUCAGAAUAACAAGAACUUUUGCACACGUUAUAAUAGGUGUUUCAGUCGUAAUUGCAGUCUUAGUUGGAUGUGUCGGAGCUGCUGGAGUUUCUGUUGUUAGUCUUGUGUGCUGGGGAUUUUAUAACAUUCUUGUUUUUGGCCUUGGACUGAAACUUGAGCGCUCAGCUGAAAACAUUGGCUCGCCUACGCUGCCCAGACAUCAACAAAGGGACGACACAGUGGCACCUCUGUCGACGACGACCAGGAAUGAAGAAAUCGAGCGUCAGAACAAUCCUACCACUCAAAGUUAACACUACGUUGUUUACCUUUCUUAUUAUUAUUACUGUUAUUAAAAAUCGCAAUUGAAUACGAUUAUUUCAUUUCUUUUCA